AUGAACCCAAUCAUAUUUGAUUAUUCAAUCACGGAUACACCAUUGGUCAGGGUUAGUGAAACCAAGGAUCUUGGUGUUAUAUUUACCACCAAUCUAAGUUGGGAGCAACACGUUAUGACCACAUGCAGCAUAGCCCUCAAAAUUCUUGGUCUUCUCUUCAGAGUUACUAAGCCUUUCUCCGACCUGCGCGUCUUGAGGACGCUGUAUUGCUGCUUGAUAAGACCACACCUUGAAUAUUGUUGCGUGGUGUGGUCCCCUCACCAGUUGUACUUGAGGGAUAGCAUUGAGAUGGUGCAGAUGAGGUUCCUGAGACUUGCGGGAGUGCGCCUUGGAUUUAGGUAUCUGGAUGUCUCAGAACAAGAGAUUUCGUCUUAUCUUAACUUACCUUCACUUGAAACAAGACGCUCCAUCCAUGACGUUCACUUCUUGUACAAGCUGGUUAACGGAAUCAUCGAUUGCCCAGACCUGCUACAGAAAAUAAAUUUCCAAAUUCCCACUGGCACAAGAUCUAGAGUCCUUUUUGCAAGAACUUCGGUGACAACUUCCUAUGCAGCCAACAGUCCUGUGAUUAGGAUGUAG
Molecule: messenger RNA, 579 nt
Organism: Homalodisca vitripennis (glassy-winged sharpshooter)
Lineage: Eukaryota; Metazoa; Arthropoda; Insecta; Hemiptera; Cicadellidae
Exons: 1
Coding region: 1-579 (192 amino acids)
Source: RefSeq, a predicted model, not a curated record